Messenger RNA from Rhagoletis pomonella (apple maggot), 1170 nucleotides. RefSeq lists its product as uncharacterized. The record is from RefSeq and is a predicted model, not a curated record. Lineage: Eukaryota; Metazoa; Arthropoda; Insecta; Diptera; Tephritidae. The transcript has 6 exons. Bases 199 to 1071 code for a protein of 290 amino acids. Gene Ontology annotation, cellular component: membrane.
CAGGCAUUGUCAUCGGGCUUACAAACGUCUUUAGAUGUUAGUAUCAACUCUGACAUCUUGAAUAAAGUGUAAUCUAAUGGGGAGCUAAAUAAAUAUCAUUAAAGCAAUAAUAAUAAUUUAUAAAGGAACAGCAGUGGAGUUUUUAGGCAAACGAAGCAUAAAAUAUUUUAUAUAAUUAUAAUCUUACGAAGGCUCAAGAUGCCGUGCUCAGCAGUCACACUUUCUAUCGCCACAAUUUCCGCCAUAAUUGCAACUGCCUUGUUAGCGAUAGCAUUUUCUACAGAUAACUGGUUAUAUUAUGAAGUCAAACGGAGUAGUAUCCAGGCGUUUGCUUCAAAACAUACUGACGCGGAUGACCUAUUCAACAGCAUGAACAAUAAAUAUUUUUACUACACUAGAACAAGAGGAUUAUUCAGAAUAUGUUUCCCAAAAGAAAGACCACCUCCAAAUGCAGUGCCAACAUACUUAUCACCAAUAGAGACCCACUGCUCUAAUGUAGACUAUUUUCCUCAAUGGGAUGAAGAAAAGGCAGCAAACGAAGACGCUAAUUCCAGACUGCACUUGGCGCGAUCGUGCAUUGCUUUAUUUGUUAUUGGAUUCGUCACAAUUUUCUGUGCAUUUUGGUCAGGACUUUCUGGAUGUUGGAAACGAUCGUCUGGUGCUAUAACAGCUACAUCGAUUCUUUUAUUAGCAAGUUGUUUACUGUCAGCUGGUGCUAUGGGUUUGUGGCAUACCGUGGAAUUUUUUGAAAAAGAGAAGGUUGUUGGAGAAGAAUAUUAUCAACAAUGGAAUACGGUAUUGAGAGAUAACACAAAGAUAUCAUACGAUUGGUCAUAUAUUAUUGCAUGGGCUGGAAUAUGUGCAUGCCUGCUAGCUGCAGUGCUGUUGUCAGCAGCUGCCAUUUGCUUAAGGAACGAACGCGAAAAAGAAGAGCAGCUGAACCUACAAUACUUAAUGCCAGUUUAUUCGCAGAAGCAACCGCCCUAUCCGCCUUAUGCUAGUUACCCGCAACCACAAAUAUAUCCGGGGCCAUAUUACCACGGGUCUCAGUAUGGACCAUAUAACUACUAAAUAACACAUAUUUUAAGGAAAUUUUAUCACAUUAGAAUAUAAGUAAUAUUAAAAUACCAUUAUAUAACGUACGUAUUAUAAAUAUACUUACUAAACUUA